Pimephales promelas (fathead minnow) is the source of this 790-nucleotide messenger RNA. It is a transcript of the gene snrpd2, whose product is annotated as small nuclear ribonucleoprotein D2 polypeptide. Gene Ontology annotation, molecular function: RNA binding. The record is from RefSeq and is a predicted model, not a curated record. Gene Ontology annotation, biological process: RNA splicing. Gene Ontology annotation, cellular component: small nuclear ribonucleoprotein complex. Lineage: Eukaryota; Metazoa; Chordata; Actinopteri; Cypriniformes; Leuciscidae.
GGUACAGCAGACCCGGAAGUGACUUUAACGUUGUGGAAACGUGAGGUGCCUGUGUGCAGUUGUCCAUUUCAUUGAAGAAAUUUAAGAAGUCAAACCCUUCUAAAACAUGAGUUUGUUAAACAAGCCUAAAUCUGAGAUGACUCCAGAGGAGCUCCAGAAGCGUGAGGAGGAAGAGUUUAACACUGGUCCACUUUCAGUCCUCACCCAGUCUGUGAAAAACAACACACAGGUUCUUAUCAACUGCCGCAACAAUAAGAAGCUACUGGGCAGAGUCAAAGCGUUUGACAGGCAUUGCAACAUGGUUCUGGAGAAUGUGAAAGAAAUGUGGACAGAGGUGCCCAAGAGCGGCAAGGGCAAGAAGAAGUCAAAGCCCGUGAACAAAGAUCGUUACAUCUCUAAGAUGUUCCUGAGAGGCGAUUCAGUCAUUGUGGUGCUGAGGAACCCACUCAUCACAGGGAAAUAAACUUGACGUGUAACACGUCUAUUCAAGUACAGGCAAACUCCUGGACACUCAUACACCAGCUCACCUGCGAGCUGAACUCCCUCUGACUUAGCACAUGUUAAAGUGUUUAUUAGGCCUUUGAGCAACUUAAUUUUGACAUUAAGAGACAGUACACAGUUUGCCUUGUGCUGUAACAAAUGUAUUUUGCUGGAAAAUGUUUAGCAUCAUCAUGAGAGAUGAUUGGUCAAAGAGAAGAUACAAAGAAGUUGCCAUUUGUUUUUUUUUUGUUUUUUUUAUGUUAAAGUGUGCUUUGUUUUCUAAAUAAACUUUUGGAUAUUCAAAUCUUUA